AUGCCGCCCGCCCGCAGGGGAUGAGCCCUGGGCCAAGCCUGCUUUCAGUCUCCCCAGGGUCUUAGAGGUAAAACAACUUUCCUGGUGGGUGUCCAGAUUCCUCACUCCUGAUGGCAUGCAGCUCCUUCAUUAACUCUUUCAUAGGACUCAAACCCAGUCCUCUGAUAGUGUUUCUUGGUUGCCUCCCUCCCCAAGGGUGGUGCUGGCUUUGGAACCUGUGAUGCCCACCCUUACAUCCUUUCCUUUCACCUCUCCCUCCACACCCACCCUCCCAUGACUCAUACUCUAGACUGGGUGGAGACCCUGGCUGGGGGCCCUGGAGGAGGGCUUGGCAUCUCUAAAAUGUGGAUGAGAUUUUUCUUCCUGAGCCAGGCACCCUUGCCUGCCAUAGUGGGGAAGGUCAGGGAUGGAAAGGACUUCUGGCUUUCAGGAUUGCCUGAUCUGGGGUCAGGGAGGGAGUCUGAGGUAGUGAAGGGAGAACUGGUGUGGGUGACUGAGCCGUGGCCAGAGUCUGUAAUUAUAGAGGUUGGGCAGACAGGCAAUUAGUAUCUCUUGGGGCUGACAGGCUGGUGGGGUGUGCCCAGUAGGCUGGAGGCAGGGGAACCAAGGAGGAAGAGGUGGAAGGCCCUCCACUCAGAGGAGGAGGUGACAGGCUGGCAGCUUCCCUUGGGCCAGGCUGGGGGAUAGGGAUGAAGCUCUGUGACCCUGUCUUGUAGGCCAGGCCUCAUACCUAUCUAGGAGAAAGAAAAGACAUGUGGAAGGAAGCAGAGGCCUGUCUGAAUGAUGCUACCUGAGCCUACACCCAGUGCCACACUGGCCGGCCUAGGCUUGGGUUGCUAGGGGUGGAAAGACCCCUCUGCUGGCCCAGAAGGGGGCUGGCCCAGACUGAGAGGAAGUGGUUUGGGGACUGUCUGUGCAGGAAGUGAGGGCCAUGCCUUUAAUGUGAGCUCCCCUGGAGGAGGUGAUAAUGGAAGCCCCAGUAAUGAGGGGGAUGGGGGAAUUGUAAGCAUUUCAAGAAGUGUGGAGCCUGCCCACUCUAUUUCCUGAUGCCCUGCCAGGUGUUUCCUGACUUAUAGUCUUUCCACCCCACCCUUUGGGGGAAAUUCUGCUUUCUAGUAAGCACAGACACCAGUCAUUGCCACCAGGAAGGCACAUGGGAACAUCCAUUGUCCCUGGGAUGGAUGCCUUGAGAGCUGUGUCCCUCUUCAAUAUCUGGCCUGUUCUCCUUUCUCCCUUCCCCUGCAGGCCUUGGUUCCUGUAAACUCUCAGUCUCCCCAUGUUACCCAAGGCGGAUGCAUGAUGGGAGGCGCCCUGCGGUCCCCUCUUCUUUCUCAGGGACCCAUGAGGGCAGUAAGAGAAGAGAGUGUUGGUGGAGCUAGUGGGAGAAGGCUGGGGGAGGGGCAGGGUCAGAGCUAGAGAAGAGAACAUCCAGAGGGCGCCUGAUGAGGGGAAUGAAGGGUUACCCUCUGCUUCCUGACCUCACUCAUCUGUCACCUUCCUGCAGGGACUCCCAUGGGAUUGCUGGGACCUUGCUGGGUGAGAUGGCACUGUGUGCAAAAAAGCGCCCCCCAGAAGAAGAAAGGAGGGCGCGGGCUAAUGACCGAGAAUACAAUGAGAAAUUCCAGUAUGCGAGUAACUGCAUCAAGACCUCCAAGUACAAUAUUCUCACCUUCCUGCCUGUCAACCUCUUUGAGCAGUUCCAGGAAGUUGCCAAUACCUACUUCCUGUUCCUUCUCAUUCUGCAGUUGAUCCCACAGAUCUCUUCCCUGUCCUGGUUCACCACCAUCGUGCCUUUGGUUCUUGUCCUUACCAUCACAGCUGUUAAAGAUGCCACCGAUGACUAUUUCCGCCACAAGAGUGAUAACCAGGUGAAUAACCGUCAGUCUCAGGUGCUGAUCAAUGGAAUCCUCCAGCAAGAGCAGUGGAUGAAUGUCUGUGUUGGUGAUAUUAUCAAGCUAGAAAAUAACCAGUUUGUGGCGGCGGAUCUCCUCCUUCUUUCUAGCAGCGAGCCCCAUGGGCUGUGUUACAUAGAGACAGCAGAACUCGAUGGAGAGACCAACAUGAAAGUACGUCAGGCGAUUCCUGUCACCUCGGAAUUGGGAGACAUCAGUAAGCUGGCCAAGUUUGAUGGUGAAGUGAUCUGUGAACCUCCCAACAACAAGCUGGACAAAUUCAGCGGAACCCUCUACUGGAAGGAAAACAAGUUUCCCCUGAGCAACCAGAACAUGCUGCUGCGGGGCUGUGUGCUGCGAAACACCGAGUGGUGCUUCGGCCUGGUCAUUUUUGCAGGUCCCGACACUAAGCUGAUGCAGAACAGUGGCAGGACAAAGUUCAAAAGAACGAGCAUUGAUCGCCUGAUGAAUACACUGGUGCUCUGGAUUUUUGGAUUCCUGGUCUGCAUGGGGGUGAUCCUGGCCAUUGGCAAUGCCAUCUGGGAACAUGAGGUUGGGGCGCGCUUCCAGGUCUACCUGCCCUGGGACGAGGCGGUGGACAGUGCCUUUUUCUCUGGCUUCCUCUCCUUCUGGUCCUACAUCAUCAUCCUCAACACCGUUGUGCCCAUUUCGCUCUAUGUCAGUGUGGAGGUCAUUCGUCUGGGCCACAGCUAUUUCAUCAACUGGGACAAGAAGAUGUUCUGCAUGAAGAAGCGGACGCCUGCGGAGGCCCGCACCACCACCCUGAAUGAGGAGCUGGGCCAGGUGGAGUACAUCUUCUCCGACAAGACGGGCACCCUCACCCAGAACAUCAUGGUCUUCAACAAGUGCUCCAUCAAUGGCCACAGCUACGGUGACGUGUUUGAUGUCCUGGGACACAAAGCUGAAUUGGGAGAGAGGCCUGAACCUGUCGACUUCUCCUUCAAUCCUCUGGCUGACAAGAAGUUUUUAUUCUGGGACCCCAGCCUCUUGGAGGCUGUGAAGAUGGGGGACCCCCACACACAUGAGUUCUUCCGCCUCCUUUCCCUGUGUCAUACCGUCAUGUCAGAAGAAAAGAAUGAAGGAGAGCUGUACUACAAAGCUCAGUCCCCGGAUGAAGGGGCCCUGGUCACUGCAGCCAGGAACUUCGGUUUCGUAUUCCGCUCUCGUACCCCCAAAACAAUCACCGUCCAUGAGAUGGGCUCAGCCAUCACCUACCAGCUGCUGGCCAUCUUGGACUUCAACAACAUCCGCAAGCGGAUGUCGGUCAUAGUGCGGAAUCCAGAGGGGAAGAUCCGACUCUACUGCAAAGGGGCUGACACCAUCCUGCUCGACAGACUCCACCACUCCACCCAAGAGCUGCUCAACACCACCACUGACCACCUUAAUGAGUACGCAGGGGAAGGGCUGAGGACCCUGGUCCUGGCCUACAAGGAUCUGGAUGAAGAGUACUAUGAGGAGUGGGCUGAGAGACGCCUCCAGGCCAGCCUGGCCCAGGACAGCCGGGAGGACAGGCUGGCCAGCAUCUACGAGGAGGUCGAGAGCAACAUGAUGUUGCUGGGUGCAACAGCCAUUGAGGACAAGCUUCAGCAAGGGGUUCCAGAGACCAUUGCCCUCCUGACGUUGGCCAACAUCAAGAUUUGGGUGCUAACGGGAGACAAACAAGAGACGGCUGUGAACAUUGGCUAUUCCUGCAAGAUGCUGACGGACGACAUGACCGAGGUGUUCAUAGUCACUGGCCAUACCGUCCUGGAGGUGCGGGAGGAGCUCAGGAAAGCUCGGGAGAAGAUGAUGGACUCAUCUCGCACUGUAGGCAACGGCUUCACCUACCAGGAGAAACUUUCUUCUUCCAAGCUCACUUCUGUCCUGGAAGCCGUCGCUGGGGAGUACGCCCUGGUCAUCAAUGGCCACAGCCUGGCCCACGCACUGGAGGCAGACAUGGAGCUGGAGUUUCUGGAGACGGCCUGUGCCUGCAAAGCUGUCAUCUGCUGCCGGGUGACCCCCUUGCAGAAGGCACAGGUGGUAGAACUGGUUAAGAAGUACAAGAAGGCUGUGACACUUGCCAUUGGCGAUGGAGCCAACGAUGUCAGCAUGAUCAAAACGGCUCACAUUGGCGUGGGCAUCAGUGGGCAGGAAGGGAUCCAGGCUGUCCUGGCCUCCGAUUACUCCUUCUCCCAGUUCAAGUUCCUGCAGCGCCUCCUGCUGGUGCACGGGCGCUGGUCCUACCUGCGCAUGUGCAAGUUCCUCUGCUAUUUCUUCUACAAGAACUUUGCUUUCACCAUGGUCCACUUCUGGUUUGGCUUCUUCUGCGGCUUCUCCGCCCAGACUGUCUAUGACCAGUAUUUCAUCACCCUAUAUAACAUCGUGUACACUUCCCUACCAGUGCUGGCUAUGGGGGUCUUUGAUCAGGAUGUCCCUGAGCAGCGGAGCAUGGAGUACCCUAAGCUGUAUGAGCCAGGCCAGCUGAACCUUCUCUUCAACAAGCGAGAGUUCUUCAUCUGCAUUGCCCAGGGCAUCUACACCUCCGUGCUCAUGUUCUUCAUCCCCUAUGGGGUGUUUGCCGAGGCCACCCGAGACGAUGGCACCCAGCUGGCUGACUACCAGUCCUUCGCAGUCACUGUGGCCACGUCCUUGGUCAUUGUGGUUAGCGUGCAGAUUGGGCUGGACACAGGCUACUGGACGGCCAUCAACCACUUCUUCAUCUGGGGAAGCAUAGCUGUGUACUUUGCCAUCCUCUUUGCCAUGCACAGCAACGGGCUCUUUGACAUGUUUCCGAACCAGUUCCGGUUUGUGGGGAACGCCCAGAACACUCUGGCCCAGCCCACAGUGUGGCUGACCAUCGUGCUCACCACGGUCGUUUGCAUCAUGCCUGUGGUCGCCUUUCGGUUCCUCAGGCUCCACCUGAAGCCCGAUCUCUCCGACACGGUCCGCUACACCCAGCUGGUGAGGAAGAAGCAGAAAGCCCAGCACCGCUGCAUGCGUCGGGUUGGCCGCACCGGUUCCCGGCGCUCUGGCUACGCCUUCUCCCACCAGGAGGGUUUUGGGGAGCUCAUCAUGUCCGGCAAGAACAUGCGGCUCAGCUCCCUGGCGCUGUCCAGCUUCACCACCCGCUCCAGCUCCAGCUGGAUUGAGAGCCUGCGCAGGAAGAAGAGUGACAGCGCCAGCAGCCCCAGUGGCGGGGCGGACAAGCCCCUCAAGGGGUGAAGGCUGGGAUGGAUCCCUGUGCCGGGUACCAGAGCACGCAGGGCCGGCUGCGUGCCGAGGGAACAGUCUUGGAACUGCUGGUCCUCGCUCCUUCCUCCCUGCUGGCCCCACCAGGAGUGGCUGAGGGCCCUGCCACCAGCUGGGGAGGUGUGGGGAGCGGGCCCAGGGGCAGAGCCGGGGCUGGGGAAUCAGGAACCAGCCCCAGAGAGGGAUCAGAUGUGGAACCAAAAAUAAGAAAAAACUGUGAGAGAUUGGGUCUGCCCCUGCCCUGCCCGGGAGCCUACAGGGAGACUGUAAUCUCGUAUUUUUUUACUCCUACUCCCCAAAGGGGCCUAGCGCCCCUGUUCCUGAAUUACACAAGAAUGUAUCAUGCCGGGAAGCCAGAGACCUGCUGGGGCCUCUGGGCCCCUCACAUUGUGUGUGUCUCUCUUUGGUUUGUGUUGUGUCCAGUUUGGUUUUGUCUUUUUUAUUUGGCAGGUGGAGGAGGCCUUUAUGUGACUUUUAUGUUGUGGUUGGUGUCUUAACUCUCCUGGGAAGAGGAGGCUGGCACACACUGGGAUGCCCUAGCCCAGCUGGAUAUAGAAUGGUUUGGGAGGAGCCACCUCCCUUGGGUGUCCUUGCAGUGGCUAGUGCCCUUGCGGGGCAGAGGGGCUGACCCGGGGGAGGUACCGGUCAGCCAGAGGGUGUCAGGAGAGUAUGAAGGAGGGUUUGGUCCUGUCUCCUUCCUCACCUUGAGAGUAAAGUGCUACCCUCUGCCCUCAACACACACCCACACCAAUUCCUGGAUUCCAUAAGUCCUGCUGAUACUGGGCUGGACCCUGGGAAAGUGGCCCCAUCAUUCUCAGUGAGCUAAAGCUGGGUAUGAAAUUUGGUCCAGAAAAAAAGAAAUAGUUUUAAAAUUUAGCCCCAAGUUCAUUAACAGACUCCAUUUUGACUCCCCCUUUCCCUCCUCAUCUGUUGCUUUCUUGCACCUACACCCCAGGACCCUGAGGCAGGGCUGAAGGGGAACCUGGACUCUUUGCCCCCUUCUCCUGGUGAAGGCCCCACCCCUCCAGGCCCGCGUCUGGCAGGAGGUGGUGCAGUCCCAGUACUGGGCGGUGGUGGAGGAGGGUGAGGCUGGGCGGGAGACCGCCCGCGCAGUGCCUGGCGUGUUCUGGACAGGACUCCGUGGGAGCCUCAGCACAGCCUGUCCCUUUUCUCUACCCUCCACACCUAUGAAGCUGUUCCCCAAAUUAGGCAUUUUCUAGUUAGUUGCUACCUGAUCAGCCUUGGGAAGAAUCCUUUCCUCUUCUUUGGUAGUGUGUGGGGGGCACUUCAGGAACGGUGUGGAGCUGGGAGUGGGGUGGGGAUUUUAUGUGCUCCAUGCGAGAGCCCCAGAGGAGCUGGCGGUGGGCGGCAGGGAGGUGGGGGUGGGGGCAGGGGAAAGGGGAAGUCUUCACAGGGAAAUCCCUUUUGGCCGCACAGUUUACAAACCCAGUAUCAUGUCUGUCUGUGUGUCUCUCAAGGUGAGAGUCUGAUUUUUAUACCAAAGAGGAAAUGAUUUUUUUUCAUAUUUGGUUUGUCUAUAUUAUAUAAAUAUAUAUAUAUAUAUAAUAUACAGUUAUAUAUAUAUUAUUUUUUUGGUUCUCUCUCGUUUUUUAGGGAGGGAGGAAAGUACCAAGUUGCAUUGAGCUGUAAUUAAGGAACAUUCUGUAUAAUUUAUGACACAUUUCUAUACUUGCAAAAGUUAUAUCAUUUUAUGGAUAUAAGAGAAAAAUGCUUUUUAUAAAAUUUCAAUUUCUGA
Messenger RNA from Microcebus murinus (gray mouse lemur), 6897 nucleotides. The record is from RefSeq and is a predicted model, not a curated record. Lineage: Eukaryota; Metazoa; Chordata; Mammalia; Primates; Cheirogaleidae.